Molecule: messenger RNA, 1992 nt
Organism: Spea bombifrons (plains spadefoot toad)
Lineage: Eukaryota; Metazoa; Chordata; Amphibia; Anura; Pelobatidae
Gene: VSTM2B
Product: V-set and transmembrane domain containing 2B
Exons: 5
Coding region: 550-1314 (254 amino acids)
Source: RefSeq, a predicted model, not a curated record
GUGAUUUGGAUAAGAUUAAAAAAAAAUCCACUCCUAGACUAGACACGAAGGAAAAAAACAGGUCACAAACUGCAAGCAAUCGAUUGCUUCAGUGAUCUGGAGUGACAGGAAGACUCCUCUUGACUCAGUAGAUCUUCUGUAUCAUCAGGCUUAAUAUUGGGAUGGGUCUUGGAAGGAACACCUCAGCCUCCUUGCUUCUGGACACCAACAAAUCCUACCCUGCCAGAGGAAGUUGAAUACCGCUGUUAUCUUAUCUGGAGACAGAUUUGGGUCAAAUAAGAUCAGAUUCAGUAUCGGGUCACAUCCGAUCCAAGAGGAAACCCGAUCAGCCUCCAUGUGGAUGUUAUAACUGGUCUGAAAGUGGGUUCAAUUGUGUGGUGUGAUUUUAACAUUUGAGGGAGGGUGAUAAUACCUUUUAACUUUGGACCUUUUAUUGAAGAAACUUCUAUCUGUUCUACAGAUCUGCCAUGGGAUUGGAAAUCUCUUAGUUCCGUGCUGGAGAUCUAGAGAUUUUGUUUUAUUGUGUUUGAUCUUUUCCCAAAAUCUGACAUGCAUGAGAUGGAAAAACAAGGAUUAUUUAGCGCUCUCUGUUACCUGAUGUUGAAUUCUCCUCUGUUGUUUACCGUAAAUGCCACUUUCACUGAAGUCCCCAAGGAUGUGACAAUAAGGGAGGGAGAUGACAUAGAAAUGCCUUGUGCUUUUCGGGCCAGCGGAUUCACCUCUUUCUCAUUGGAGAUCCAGUGGUGGUACCUAAAAGAGGCAACUAGGGAGAUGGCACAUGAAUUAGCUAUCAGUGCCCCUGGGGGCAGGAGCAAGGUCACAUCGAAUAAGGAUGGAACCAAAAUCAGUACUGUUCGAGUCCAAGGUAAUGACAUUUCCCACCGGCUGAGGCUCUCCAACGUCAGAAAGCAGGAUGAGGGCAUAUAUGAGUGCCGGGUGUCAGAUUAUGGAGACGACGAGACUCAGGAACACAAAGCCCAAGCCAUGCUCCGGGUCACUUCUCGCUUCAAUCCACCUGACAUGCAGGCGGCGGAGGCUGUGUCCCAUAUCCAGAGCAGCGGGCCCCGUAGGAACAGCCCCAGCAACAGGGCCACCCCAGAACCUGGGAACAAGCGCCCCGUCCCCGCAGGAGACAGCCUGGCUCCAUCACCAGCCACUGCAGCAUCCUCCUCCGCUUCCCCCGCUCCUGGAAAAGCAGCCAUUCUGCGGCAGCAGCAUGGAUCGGGCACCGGACCCAGUCUCGCCAGCGAUCCCGUGCUAUACAUGUUCCUGUUGAUAUUUCAUCAGCUCGUAUAUUUACUACUGAAACACUGAUGGACCAUUUUCUCAAUCAUUCCUGAAUUCAACCAAACAAUCGUAGGAUCCUAUCCGACACCCCAGCUGCAAAAUGUAAAGAAGGACAGGAAAAGACUGAACGUAGCAUGGCAAAACACUACAAAGGAGGGAAAAAAAUACAAAAAAGAAUAUUUUUUGGAGAACUUACACAACAAUUAAAUCACCCCAAAUAAUGCAUCUAGUUUCCAAAAAGUGUCUGGUUGGAGCCUUGCCAAUGCGCGCAAUGCGUCUGUAAUUCCCAAUAAGUAUAGGUACCGUAUCAGGCAUUUCUUUCCAAAAGCCCCCUAUUAUUCUUUUUGCACGAACUGUUGAACAGUUAUUUUUAUGAGAAAAUGUAAAUUUAUUAAGUUUAAAGACCUUCCCUGGACGGGGAAUAUUUUUAAGUAGGAUGUGUCUGUGUUUUUUGGAUUUAUUUUGUUUUUCCUUUGCACCUUUUUUUUUUUUUUUUUUGCCCUCCCGUUAUUUUUCUAUUAAAUUAUUUCUUUUAAAUGCCAUUUUCUUUUCCUUGAGUCGAAGGCACAUGUUACCAUGGUUAUUACUCACCGUCAAUAAUAUUUAUUUUUAAAUAAAGAUUGGAAACAAGGUAAGACAAUUUGUUUAUAAAACUGUAUUGUAUAAUGCUAAUUAAACAGUUGAAAUAAAAGAGUUUUGAAAUAA